CUGUUUUUUUAUUUGUUUUCUUUCAUUUAUUAGUUUUCUUCUCUCUUGAAACGAGCUAAGAUUCCUCUCUCUCUUUCCCUUACUACAGAUACCAAUGAUGACUCACUGAGUUACUGAGUUACCGAGUUGCUUCACUACUUUUCGUCUUCAUCUUCUUCGACUUGAUCCUCUCCUCAUGUUCUAGCAUUACGAUCCUCCGAAAACCUCCAAGGAAGGGUUUGCAUCUGCACUCUGCAUCACAACCAUGGCAUUUUGGUGGCCUCUGCUCGUUCUGGCUUUCGCUUACGCUGUUUGUAGGUUUCUGUUGAUGCUUAUUCCUCCCAAUGUCCCAUCCAUUGAGGUCGACGCUUCUGAUGUCAUGGAUGACCGAAAUCAGAUCCAGGAGAACAGUUUCAUAUAUAUACCUCCAAGGGGAAGGGCCCAGCAGUCAGAUACGAAAGUUCAAUGCUAUGAACCUGCAACAAUGAAGUACUUGGGGUAUUUCCCUGCAUUAACACCUGAUGAGGUAAGGGACCGGGUAGCACAGGCAAGGAAAGCUCAGAAAAUAUGGGAAAAGAGUGGCUUUAAGCAGAGACGCCAGUUUCUCCGUAUACUUUUGAAGUAUAUAAUUGAACACCAAGAGCUUAUAUGCGAAAUUUCUUCACGUGAUACUGGAAAGACAAUGAUUGAUGCCUCUUUAGGAGAAAUAAUGACAACUUGUGAGAAGAUCACUUGGCUUCUCUCAGAGGGUGAGCGGUGGCUGAAGCCUGAAUACAGAUCUUCUGGAAGAGCCAUGCUUCACAAGAGAUCCAGAGUAGAAUUUCACCCACUUGGUGUUAUCGGUGCUAUUGUUUCAUGGAACUACCCUUUCCAUAACAUUUUUAAUCCGAUGUUAGCAGCCGUCUUUUCUGGAAAUAGUAUUGUGAUUAAGGUUUCAGAACAUGCAAGUUGGUCUGGAUGUUUCUACUUUAGAAUAAUCCAAUCAGCCCUUGCUGCUGUAGGAGCUCCAGAAAAUUUGGUUGAAAUCAUCACUGGGUUUGGUGAAACAGGAGAAGCAUUGGUGUCUUCGGUUGACAAAAUUAUUUUUGUGGGGUCACCUGGUGUGGGUAAGAUGAUAAUGAGAAAUGCUUCUGAGACACUUAUACCAGUUACACUUGAACUUGGCGGAAAAGAUUCGUUUAUUGUAUGCGAAGAUGCAGAUGUGGAUCAUGUUGCACAAAUUGCUGUUAGGGGUGUUCUUCAAUCAAGUGGACAGAAUUGUGCUGGAGCAGAGAGAUUUUAUGUUCAUAAGGACAUUUUUUCUUCCUUUGUUACUCAAGUAGCCAAGAUUGUAAAAUCUGUUGCAGCUGGCCCGCCUCUUGCUGGAAGGUAUGAUAUGGGAGCAAUAUGUUUGCAAGAGCAUUCCGAAAGGCUUCAAAACCUUGUAAUUGAUGCCUUAGAGAAAGGUGCAGAAAUUGUUGCUCGUGGAAGCUUUGGCCAUAUUGGUGAGGGUGCAGUGGAUCAGUUUUUCCCUCCUACUGUACUAGCGAAUGUAAAUCACUCAAUGAAGUUGAUGCAAGAAGAGGCAUUUGGACCAAUCAUGCCAAUAAUGAAAUUUAGCACCGAUGAAGAGGCUGUCAAGCUUGCUAAUGACUCAAAAUAUGGUCUUGGCUGUGCUGUUUUCUCUGGCAGCCAGCGACGUGCCAGAGAGAUAUCAUCCCAGAUACGCUGCGGAGUAGUUGCAAUUAAUGAUUUUGCAUCAACUUACAUGUGCCAGUCCUUGCCGUUUGGUGGUGUGAAAGACAGUGGAUUUGGAAGAUUUGCUGGUGUAGAAGGAUUGCGCGCUUGCUGUCUUGUGAAAGCAGUUGCCGAGGAUAGAUUCUGGCCGUACAUCAAAACGAAGAUACCUAAGCCUAUACAGUAUCCAAUUGCAGAGAAUGCUUUCGAGUUUCAAGAGUCACUUGUCGAAGCACUUUAUGGCAUGAACAUAUGGGACCGACUGAGAGCAUUGAUGAAUGUUCUAAAGAUCAUUUCAGAGCAACAAAACUCCCCUAAUAAUAACAACAGCAACAGCAGUAGCAGUAGCAGGAGAAAAAAUGACUAAGCAAGCAAGAUGUCCAAAAGCAAUACCUUGGCCACUCUUGUCAUCUAGCAGCUCCACCCAUAUUUGAGCACAUUUGGGAUUUUUGACUUCUGAUAGAUCUCAUAUCAUAAUGUAUGUUGAGGUUGAGAAAUCACCCACCCCCAUGAUCAUCCUAAUGUGAUUUUCUUUUGUUUUGCUUCUAUGUCUGUUUUGGUAAAUUUUCAGUUGGUAUAAAUGGUCCCUUCAAUUUCAUGUUCUAUUUUCAUAGGAAACGAUUCCUUCAAACGCCACAAAUCCAAAUUGACAGGAAAACACAAAAUUAGCUUCGUCAUAAAUUAAAUAAUUGUUCUCUCA
Messenger RNA from Humulus lupulus (European hop), 2395 nucleotides. Its product is annotated as aldehyde dehydrogenase 22A1. The record is from RefSeq and is a predicted model, not a curated record. Gene Ontology annotation, molecular function: aldehyde dehydrogenase (NAD+) activity. Lineage: Eukaryota; Viridiplantae; Streptophyta; Magnoliopsida; Rosales; Cannabaceae. The transcript is spliced from 14 exons. Bases 245 to 2062 code for a protein of 605 amino acids.